This is a messenger RNA of Tripterygium wilfordii, 1485 nucleotides long. RefSeq names its product protein FAR1-RELATED SEQUENCE 5-like. Lineage: Eukaryota; Viridiplantae; Streptophyta; Magnoliopsida; Celastrales; Celastraceae. The transcript has 6 exons. Gene Ontology annotation, biological process: regulation of DNA-templated transcription. The record is from RefSeq and is a predicted model, not a curated record. Bases 1 to 1485 code for a protein of 494 amino acids.
AUGGCUAGUCCCUCAGGUCAAAGCGCAACAGGAACAACAAAUGGAUGCAAUGAAGGGAGAGGUUUUUGCUUGGUUAUUUUGGUGGAUCAAGAAGUGUCAGUUUUUGCUGUAGCAAGAAAGAAUCGGAGAGCUGAUUAUGAAAAUAUGAAUUUCGUAGAUGAAGAAGAUUAUGAUAAUAAUGUGGAUGUUGUUGACAGUCGAAGUCUAUUGGGUGAUGUUGUUGGGUCUAGUAUGCCGAUGAAUGGGAUGUUAUUUGAGUCUAUAGAUGAGAUGUUUGAAUUUUAUAAGCUUUAUGCACAAGCUAGGGGAUUUUAUGUCAAGAAGAGAUCCAUAACAAAGGAUUUGAAUGGAAUACACAAAUAUUUGAUUUUUACAAGUGAACGUUCUAAUAAAUAUGUCAGUCAUUCGAAAAUGUUAGUGAAUCGCUGUGCUCAUUCUAAGAAUGAGUGUAAAGCGAGGCUGGUUGGUAGACUUGAUUCGGUUGGGAAGUGGGAGAUUAUGAAAUUUGAAGAUGAGCACAAUCAUAAUAUGAGUCCUACACACUCACGAUUUUUCACUUGCAAUAGGGAGACUAGCCCACAUGUAAGAAGGCAGUUGGAGAUCAAUGAUAUUGCUGGGAUCAGACCCAACAAGAGCCACAAUUCUUUUGUUAUAGGAGUUGGUGGUCAUGAUAAAUUAUCUUUUUUGGAGAGGGACACUCGGAAUCACAUUUCUAGAGCGAGGCGAAUGCGACUUGGUGUAGGUAAUGCAGAUGCGGUGCAGAAUUAUUUCUUGAAGAUGCAAACAAACAAUCAAGGUAGGGCUGCCUACGAGGAAUUUGGUGAUGUUGUUACAUUUGAUACUACUUAUCUCACAAACAAGUACGAUAUACCAUUUGCUCCUUUUGUUGGAGUGAAUCACCAAAGUCAUUCAAUACUACUUAGGUGUGGGCUAAUUUCUAGCGAGGACACUGAAACAUUAUUUUGGUUGUUCAGAACAUGGCUAGCAUGUAUGGGUGGGGUUCCACCUCAAGGUAUUAUUACAGACCAAGACAGAGCAGUGAAAAAUGCUAUAGCCAUUAUGUUUCCAAACACGUGUCACAGAUUGUGUCUGUGGCACAUAAUGAAGAAGCUCCCUGAAAAAUUAGGCUCCCACGGGGAAUAUGAUGAUGUGGCUAAUUCAAUGCAAGCAGCUGUGUAUGAUUCGCAUAGCAUUGUUGAUUUUGAAGAUUCUUGGAGGAGAAUGAUUUUCCAGUACCAGCUCGAAAGUAAUGCUUGGUUGACGUCUUUGUUUUUGGAAAGGAAGAUUUGGGUUCCAAUAUACGUUAAAAAAUAUUUUUGGGCUGAGAUGUCAACUACUGGUAGAAGUGAGAGCAUGAAUGCAUUUUUUGAUGGAUAUGUGAAUUCAAAAACUACAUUGAAACAAUUUGUUGAGCAAUAUGAGAAUGCACUAAGGAAAAAAAUUGAGAAGGAGAAGAUGGUUGAUUUUGACUCAUUUAGCAAGUAG